UGCAGUGUUAUCAUAGAAAAUUAUCUUCCACAUUUCGACCGAUGUAUUCAAUAAUCGAUUAUAAUGCGACAAAGAAUAAUAUUCCACAAAUUUGUUUUACGCAGUUAUUCUAUUAUUUCCCAUCCUAACCUACUAAAAAUUGUCAAGUGUACAAGUUCAAAUCGCAGCAUGGCUACAAAUGCAAAAUUUUUGGCAGAGUCUAAAUCUGAUUUGAGUGAUAUCUUUCGUUCUGCCGUGAAAGCAGUAUCACCGAACGAGAUUAUCAAGAGGAGAGUGAAACUUCGAAAUAAUACUUUGUACGUUGAUGACAAGAGUUUUUUGCUUCGAGAGAAUGUUUAUCUAGUUGGAUUCGGUAAAGCAGUUAUGGGAAUGGCAGUAGAACUCGAGAAAAUACUCGGUAAUGUCUUGAAAAAAGGUAUUGUCAGUAUUCCAUCAAAGGAUGCUAUGUGGACUUUCAAAGAUAAAUCUAGCUUUCCCAAGUUACACAAUAGCGUGAUAGAUUAUCGUGAGGGUAGUAUCAAUAAUCAACCUGACAGCAGAUCAUUGGAUACUACUCAUAAUAUUAUAGAUCUGGUUGAGAACUUGACAGAAGCAGAUACUCUAAUAGUAUUGGUAUCAGGUGGAGGCUCCGCUUUGCUAUAUAUGCCAAGGCCUGUUCUUGAUCAAGAAGACAAGUUGGAACUUUGUAAAAAGCUUCAAAAUGCUGGUGCUGAUAUCACAGAGCUUAAUACCAUAAGGAAAAAGUUGUCUCUUGUAAAAGGUGGUGGUUUGGCACGAAUAGCAUAUCCUGCAUCCAUUAUUACGCUAAUAUUAUCCGAUAUUGUUGGUGAUCCUGUGGACUUAAUUGCUAGUGGUCCUACUGUUUAUAGCACGAAAGCACCAGACACUGUAAUUUCUAUAUUAAAAAAGUAUAAUUUAUAUCAGUCAUUAGAAGGUAAUCUGAGGACAGUUCUAACAUCCAAAGAGACAUUCAAUGACAAAUCACUGUUGAGUCCAGCUAAACAAUUUAAACAUGUGACAAAUAUAAUUUUGGGAAAUAAUACAAUGGCUCUUGAAACUGCCAGUUUGGAAGCAUCGCGCAAGAAAUUGACUCCAAUAAUAUUAAGGAAUGAUAUUACAGGAAAUGUACAGGAUGUUAGUUUAGCAUAUGUUCAUAUAACAAGUUUAAUAUGUCUUGUUUUAUUAAAAGAAUUAGAGAAAAAAGAAUUUUAUGAAAGAAUACAGACCAUGCCAAUACUUUCAUUAUAUGUUGAUAAGAUAGAUGAAAUUUUUCAUAAGAUCACUAACAAUGUCGGUGGUAUAGUUUUAAUUGGAGGAGGAGAGCCUACGGUUGUAGUAACUGGUCAAGGAAAAGGCGGAAGAAAUCAAGAAUUAGCUUUACGUUUCUCGUUAGAUUGGCUAGCAAAAAUUAAAAGUUAUCCGCGACUCGCCGAAUACGAUGUAAUAAUGCUUAGCGCAGGAACCGAUGGUCAAGAUGGACCUACUGAUGCAGCAGGUGCAUUUGGUUAUCCUUCCAUUGCACCUAUAAUGCAUGAUGUUUAUGCAAAAAUUAAGUCUAUGACUACUAAAAAGUUUACACAAACUUUAUCUGAACAGGAAAUAAAAGAAAUAUCAGAUAAGAAAUCUAGUAACACAACAGAAGAGUCUGUUUCUGCUCAAGAACAUAUUGAUCCCUUGGUUUUGACAACAAUGGAAGUAGAACGUAUGUUACCUGAAAAUACCUUAAAAGAAAAUGAUACAUACAAUUUUUACUCGCGUUUCAAAAAGGGUACAGAUUUAAUCAAGACAGGAAUCACUGGAACCAAUGUUAUGGAUUUACAUUUUAUUUAUAUUAAACGACGUUCGUGCAGAUGUGAAAUUGAUUUCUCUGACAAAUCAACAUAUGAAGAAGAUAUUUUAGACACACAUGAUUUACAUAUUGAUGCAUUGACCAUCGAAAAGUACAAGGCUACAUAUGGUUCAUUAAAAUUGGAUAAAGACGAAUUUUUACAAUUUCCAUUUUCAACUAUCGAAGAAAAAAAACCACUUCUUAAUGUAAAGAUCAUUGAUGAAAAUUUUAAAGAUCCAUGUUGCAAUAUAAAACGUAAACUCGAUUAAGCAAAAAAAAAUUUAUAAA
Messenger RNA from Camponotus floridanus (Florida carpenter ant), 2116 nucleotides. RefSeq names its product glycerate kinase. The record is from RefSeq and is a predicted model, not a curated record. Gene Ontology annotation, biological process: protein phosphorylation. The transcript has 2 exons. Gene Ontology annotation, cellular component: cytoplasm. The coding region runs from base 64 to 2097 and encodes 677 amino acids. Gene Ontology annotation, molecular function: glycerate kinase activity. Lineage: Eukaryota; Metazoa; Arthropoda; Insecta; Hymenoptera; Formicidae.